Knipowitschia caucasica is the source of this 264-nucleotide messenger RNA. Lineage: Eukaryota; Metazoa; Chordata; Actinopteri; Gobiiformes; Gobiidae. The record is from the annotation of a GenBank genome assembly.
AUGGAGUCUGCUGCUCACAUUCUGAAUGGAGGAGAAAACAACGUCCUCAAGAUGGACCAUGACAUUGAGUCUGGUGCACUCAGAAAGCAACGUUCUUUGAACCUGAACCACUACGCCACAAAGAAGAGCGCCGCCCAGAGCAUGCUGGAUGUGGCCCUGCUCAUGGCCAACUCGUCCCACCUGAAGACGGUGCUGUACGUGGGGCCUCAGUACCGCUUUUACAUCCCCCUCAUGGUGCUGCUGUGCCUCUCCAUCACUCUGUAG